UUUUGUUUCCUCACCUGUCAGUUCUGACACGGUGCGAGAGUCCAGCCUUGUCUCUUUUGUCCGAGAAACAGGUCUUCUUUUUUCCAGAAUAAAUGAUAAGCUUGUGUGGUCCACUGACACCUAACUGAGGACAUAAUUUAACACGGUCUUCUUUCUGCUACAGAGUAGGCCUGUGCAGGCAUGGAUCCCCUGGCAGUGGAUGAUGACAUUUGCAUCCUUAAACACGAGACGGCCUACACCGCUGCUGGCGAGAGUCCUGUAUCUGUGUGUCCCGGUGAUGAAUCUGUCGCCUCCCACUUCGCCCUGGUCACGGCCUACGAGGACAUCAAGAAGAGGCUGAGGGACACGGAGCGAGAGAAUACACUGCUGAGGAAGAGGGUGAAGCAGCUGGAGGAUAAGCUCUUCAGGCCGGAGGCUCCUCCAUCCGAGGGUCCUCAGUACGUGAAUAAGGCCUUCAGUGCUUACCGGGGUAUCUAUAUAGAGAAGGAGGACCUGCAGCUGGAGCUAAACAAACUGAAAAAGGAGAAGAGUGAGAGUGAGAGGCUGUUGACGGAGCAGCUGCAGGCCAGAGAGUUGGAGCUCCUGCAGCUGAGGACGGAGAUGGAGACCAGCCAAGGUACAGUGAUGAAGAGCCUGAACAGCCCUCAGGACUACUGGCAGGUGGACAGGGUCAGCACUGAGAUGAAGAUCCACAAACUGCAGGAGGAGCUGGAGAAGGUGACGCUGGAAAACAGCAGACUGCUGGAGACAAGUGGGGAGGAACCCCAUGGCCUUAACGGACCAGUCUUGGACCAGACAUGUGAUGCAAAUUAUAGUGCAAGGGAGAGGAGGAUGCAGCAGACGUACCAGGCUCUGUGCUGCGAGGUCACCCGUCUCCACUCAGAGCUGAAGCACCAAACCGGCCUGAUCAGGAAACUCAGGCCACUCCUCGCUGAGACAAAACAAGCUGCCUCAACAGUUCCAGUGCAGUGUCUGGACGACGUUGAAAAGAACACCCACCACCCAGUCUCCCGGGCAGCGCCUCGCCCCCCCGGUGCCCCCCCUCUCCCCUCAUGCUCCGGCCGCCCCUGCCCCCCCGCCGGCGUCCUGUCGGGCCCCCCGCUGCCGGACAGCCUGAGGGAGGACUGCUGGUACAACGGGCCCUGGCCCACGCAGAGCUGUUCGGGGGAGGCUCUGCUGGGCAGCGACCCCUUCUCCGUGGUGCUGCCCCCGCCCCCCCUGAACCAAGCCUCCCUGGACGACAGCUCGCGGUCCUUCCCCAGCCCCCCCAAACCCAGUGACGCCAUGUUCUGGGAGGGACACUCCGCUGCCUCCAACUCCUCAUCCUCAAUUGGAAACUGCUGUCCCAGGAGCCCCCCCCAAUACUGAGUGAGGAGAGGGGAUGGGGUCAUUAAAUAGUGAUGGAAAGUAAACGAAUGAAUGAACUCUCCAACCCUGCCACAUAGCUACCACCUAACCUGCCUUAAGUUGAUAAGACCACUCCUCUGGGCUGGACCUGCUGCUAGUGGGAGCCGACUGAGGCCGGAGGGGGGGGACACUCUGUCUCUGCACACCGCAUCGGUGGACAGAUCCGACUUUGCAGAUGAACAUUUGACGGAGAGACCCUCAGCAGAAUAAAAAGUGUGUCUGUGUGUGCAAGCAUGCAUACAAGCAGUUUGAUUUCUGUGUGAAUAUGAACACACAUCAACAGCGUGUGCCUGUGAGUGCAGAGCAGGGUGUGGGCGUCUUUGGCCUGCCUGUGUCUGUAUAUCGUCAUAAUAAACCUAAUAGGGCUCAAACGGGCCACUCUCUCCAUUCACUGCGGCCCCCGAUCACUGGGGCCACAGCAUCAUACUAGAAUUUUUAAACUCCCUCCAAUGCAAGUAUUUUUACAUUCGAUUGCUGUAAAGUAAACAGUAUGUGUUUACAUGUUUCUCUCAUGAUGGUGUGAAGGAAAUGUAAAGGUAUUAGGACUUUGAAAUGUGUACUGUGAUGGAAGCAAACAUACAGUGAUAAGGAUAAUCAGAAUUCUGUGACCAAAUGCCAUCUAUUCUUUUCUUCAAGUUGUUGUUUUCAUUCAAUAUCAAAGUAGGCUUUCAAUUUAGCUAUGCUUACCAAAUCAUUGAGGAUGUUGCGUAACGAGUAGCAAAUAAUAACUUUAAUCUAAAAAUGUAUUGCUUUCUGAAACGAAACACUGCACCCUCACUGGCACUGGAAAACUGUUUAUGAUUCUCACAGAACUGUCACAACUCAAGCCUCCUCAAACAUAUUCAGAGCUACUGUCAGACAAUACAUGUGUUUUCUUUUCUCAGUUGUAAAGGGACAUGUAAGAUGUAAAGUUGUGCAUUGUUGAUCAUUUUUCAAAUGUAAAGGACUCAUGAAAGAGGCUACAUACACUCUGAUGUAUUUGGAAAGCUGAAUAGGUUUGUGAGUUUAAAAAAUGUAUCUAAACUCUGUACUGUGCCGAUGUUGAUCAAUGAUACAUUUGUAAGUUAUAGUGUGAGGUGGGAAGUUCCUCUUUGAUUUCUCUUUUUAAGUCAGAUGAGUAUAAUCACCUGAAGGAUGUACAAAGGAAAACGCAUUAUGGGUUGAACAAAACAACGCUGAGAGAAGAAUGUGCAUAUUUGUAUAAAUGUAUAUGGUGGGCUUAAGUACUCUGCCAGACGCGAUUUUGCACUCCAAAACAUACUUUUGUUUUUUUUCUCCCCCAGCCCCAAAGCUUCUGAUGUGUAUAAGAGUUGUCUCCACUGGUGAAGACAAUAUGUCUAUAAACCUGAAGAAAAGUAAGCUGUGACUAAUAGGUGCACAAAGCACAAAGGCCCAUGGUGUUUUAUUUCCGUUUUCUUCAGUCUGUUCCAUGAUAACUGUGGUCUUUUUGUUCAUUUUUAAGAAAUGUUAUUUUACAGCAGUAGUUUGGUACUUCUGUAAACGAUUUGCAAACCAAAAUGCAAUGUACAGUAGAUAUGGAUUAUAUUUUAGAUUGACUGCACUUCAGACUGUUUGUAAAUAUACUCAAUUAAACAAAGGAAAGGAA
Messenger RNA from Trematomus bernacchii (emerald rockcod), 3013 nucleotides. It is a transcript of the gene azi2, whose product is annotated as 5-azacytidine induced 2. The record is from RefSeq and is a predicted model, not a curated record. Gene Ontology annotation, cellular component: cytoplasm. Gene Ontology annotation, biological process: canonical NF-kappaB signal transduction. Lineage: Eukaryota; Metazoa; Chordata; Actinopteri; Perciformes; Nototheniidae. The transcript has 8 exons. The coding region runs from base 181 to 1368 and encodes 395 amino acids.